AUGACACCGAAUCAGAAUCGACAUGCCAUUGUAUUUGGCUGUACAGGAAUCAGUGGCUGGGCACUGGUAAAUCAGCUGCUUUCCGGCUAUCCUGCGAUUGACACAUUUGAAAAAGUCACAGCGAUUUCCAAUCGACCAUUUGACCUCGAUGAUGCCCAAUGGCCUUGUGAAGAUGACGAUACUCGGCUGCAGAUAGUAUCGGGCCUUGAUCUGCUGGCAGAAGACGACAUAUCCUUGCAACGCAUCCUUUCAGAAAAGGUCUCAUCGGUGAGAACAGUCAGCCAUAUUUAUUUCGCUGCCUACCGUGAAAGCCAUGAUGGCCCAGAAGAAUGCCGCAUGAAUAAACAAAUGCUUAGCGUUUCGGUACAAACGAUCGAGAAGCUUUCUUCGAAUUUUCAAUCUGUGACUUUGAUCACUGGUACUAAGGCGUAUGGCGUUUUACUAGGGGACAAAUUUCCCUUUCGAGGACAGGCUCCUCUGAAAGAAUCAUUCCCACGCAUUCCAGAGGAGUUCGCCAAGGAUCUCUUCUACUACCAUCAAAAGGAUCUUCUCAAGGAGUUGUCCGCAGGCAAAACAUGGUCAUGGUGCGAAGUCCGGCCUGAUAUUAUUAUAGGCAUCGCUCCGUUUGGAAAUGCCAACUGCAUUGCCCAAUCCACCGGAACUUACCUAUCCUUCUACCGGGAAAUGGAGGGUCCUGGAGCCCGUGUUCCCUUCAUGGGUUCCGAGACUGGCUGGUCCCUGCUGUCAACUGAUAGUAACCAAGAUCUAAUCGCUCAACUUUGUAUCUUUGCUUCCCUCCAACCGAAAGAUAAAGUGCACGGCCAAACGUUUAAUGUCGGCGACAACUCAAUUCCGCUAUCAUGGUCGACUCGCUGGCCACUUAUCGCCGCCUACUUUGGACUCGAAGGAACUGGGCCGAGCAAGGAUAGUUUAACUCCAGCCCAGUAUAUCGAUCACCACUGGAACGAGUUUCAAAAUCUAUGUCAUGAACGUGGUCUUCGCGAAGAUGUCGUAUAUAGGGGGGAUUCGCAAUACUGGGUCAAAGGGCAAGACGAGUGUAAUGGACUUUGA
This is a messenger RNA of Penicillium cosmopolitanum, 1071 nucleotides long. RefSeq names its product SDR family oxidoreductase. The record is from RefSeq and is a predicted model, not a curated record. The transcript is spliced from 4 exons. NCBI's taxonomy places the organism in Eukaryota, Fungi, Ascomycota, Eurotiomycetes, Eurotiales, Aspergillaceae. The coding region runs from base 1 to 1071 and encodes 356 amino acids.